Molecule: messenger RNA, 4329 nt
Organism: Anguilla rostrata (American eel)
Lineage: Eukaryota; Metazoa; Chordata; Actinopteri; Anguilliformes; Anguillidae
Gene: actn4
Product: actinin, alpha 4
Exons: 21
Coding region: 148-2856 (902 amino acids)
Biological process (GO): muscle cell development; actin cytoskeleton organization
Cellular component (GO): cell junction; cortical actin cytoskeleton; plasma membrane
Molecular function (GO): actin filament binding; calcium ion binding
Source: RefSeq, a predicted model, not a curated record
UCCCGGGCGGAGUGGGGAUACUGUCAGCGCGCACACCGGAUACUUUCUGACUGAGCGCCGAAAGCUGAGAGUUGCAGAGCGCCACAGCGGUGUUAUCCUUCUUGUUUCAAUAGCAAGCAAACGUGUACAUUCUCAGGUCGUGCUGAGAUGGUAGAUUAUCACGCCACAAAUAAUCAAAAUCAGCAAUAUCCCUCCGGUGGACCACCGACAUACAUGGAACAGGAAAAUGAUUGGGAUCGGGACCUGCUUCUCGACCCGGCCUGGGAGAAACAGCAGAGAAAGACAUUCACGGCCUGGUGCAACUCCCACCUGAGGAAAGCCGGCACGCAGAUCGAGAACAUCGAGGAGGACUUCAGAGAUGGGCUCAAGCUCAUGCUCCUGCUGGAGGUCAUCUCGGGGGAGAGGUUACCCAAGCCAGAGAGAGGCAAGAUGAGAGUCCACAAGAUCAACAACGUCAACAAAGCCCUGGACUUCAUUGCCAGCAAGGGAGUCAAGCUGGUGUCCAUCGGUGCUGAGGAAAUCGUCGACGGAAACGCCAAGAUGACCCUGGGCAUGAUCUGGACCAUCAUCCUGCGCUUCGCCAUCCAGGACAUCUCUGUGGAGGAGACCUCUGCGAAGGAGGGGCUGCUGCUGUGGUGUCAGAGGAAAACUGCUCCUUACAAGAACGUCAACGUGCAGAACUUCCACAUCAGCUGGAAGGAUGGCCUGGCCUUCAAUGCUCUGAUCCACAGACACAGGCCUGAACUCAUCGACUAUGAGAAACUGAGAAAGGAUGAUCCCGUGACUAACCUGAACAAUGCCUUUGAGGUGGCAGAGAAGUACCUGGACAUUCCCAAAAUGUUGGAUGCAGAAGACAUCGUGGGCACCCUGCGGCCCGACGAGAAGGCCAUCAUGACAUACGUGUCCUGCUUCUAUCACGCCUUCUCGGGUGCGCAGAAGGCUGAGACCGCUGCCAAUCGGAUCUGCAAGGUGCUGGCGGUCAACCAAGAGAAUGAGCACCUGAUGGAGGACUAUGAGAAGCUGGCCAGCGAUCUUUUGGAGUGGAUCCGGCGCACUAUCCCCUGGCUGGAGAACCGCGCCCCGGAGAAGACCAUGGCGCAGAUGCAGCAGAAGCUGGAGGACUUCCGUGACUACAGGCGGGUGCACAAGCCGCCCAAGGUGCAGGAGAAGUGCCAGCUGGAGAUCAACUUCAACACCCUGCAGACCAAGCUGAGGCUCAGCAACCGGCCCGCCUUCAUGCCCUCCGAGGGCCGCAUGGUGUCGGACAUCAAUGGGGCGUGGCACAACCUGGAGGGGGCGGAGAAGGGCUAUGAGGAGUGGCUGCUGAACGAGAUUCGCCGCCUGGAGAGGCUGGACCACCUGGCUGAGAAGUUCCGCCAGAAAGCCGCCAUCCACGAGUCCUGGACUGACGGUAAGGAGGCCAUGCUGACGCAGAAGGACUAUGAGACCGCCUCCCUCUCCGAGGUGAAGGCCCUGCUGAAGAAGCACGAGGCCUUCGAGAGCGACCUCGCCGCUCACCAGGACCGCGUGGAGCAGAUCGCCGCCAUCGCACAGGAGCUCAAUGAGCUGGAUUACUACGACUCUGCCAGUGUGAACAGUCGCUGCCAGAAGAUCUGCGACCAGUGGGACGCCCUGGGGUCUCUGACCCAGAGCCGCAGGGAAAAUCUCGAGAGGACAGAGAAGCAGCUGGAGUCCAUCGACGAGCUGUACCUCGAGUACGCCAAGAGGGCGGCGCCAUUCAACAACUGGAUGGAAGGCGCAAUGGAGGACUUGCAGGACAUGUUCAUCGUGCACAACAUUGAGGAGAUCCAGGGCCUGAUCAGUGCACACGAGCAGUUCAAAUCCACCCUCCCGGAGGCCAACAAGGAGAGGGAGGCCAUCCAGGCCAUCCAGGCGGAGGUGCAGAAGAUCGCCGACUACAACGGCAUCAAGCUGAGCGGCAACAACCCCUACACCGCCAUCACACCCAAGAGCAUCGACAGCAAGUGGGCCAAGGUGGAGCAGCUGGUGCCUCAGCGCGACCAGGCCCUGCAGGAGGAGCUGGGCCGGCAACAGUCAAACGACCACCUGCGCCGCCAGUUUGCCAACCAGGCUAACAUCGUGGGGCCGUGGAUACAGAACAAGAUGGAGGAAAUUGGGCGGAUAUCUAUCGAGAUGAACGGAACCCUGGAGGACCAGCUGACCAACCUGAGGCAGUACGAGCAGAGCAUCAUCGAGUACAAGCCCAACAUCGACCAGCUGGAGGGAGACCACCAGCUCAUCCAGGAGGCCCUGAUCUUCGACAACAAGUACACCACCUACACUAUGGAGCACCUGCGUGUGGGCUGGGAGCAGCUUCUCACCACCAUCGCCCGCACCAUCAACGAGAUCGAGAACCAGAUCCUCACCCGGGACGCCAAGGGCAUCAGCCAGGAGCAGCUCCACGAGUACCGCGCCUCCUUCAACCACUUCGACAAGGAUCACAGUGGGGCCCUCAUGGCAGAGGAGUUCAAGGCAUGCCUGAUCAGCUUGGGCUACGAUGUAGAGAACAACAAACAGGGCGACGCAGAGUUUGCGCGCAUCAUGGGCAUCGUUGACCCCAACAACAGCGGUGCGGUGACCUUCCAGGCCUUCAUCGACUUCAUGUCCCGGGAGACCACCGACACGGACACGGCCGACCAGGUCAUCGCCUCCUUCAAGAUCCUGGCCGGAGACAAGAACUACAUCAUGGCGGAGGAGCUGAGGCGGGAGCUGCCCCCGGACCAGGCGGAGUACUGCAUCGCCCGCAUGGCGCCGUACGCGGGGCCCGACGCCGUGCCCGGGGCCCUGGAUUACAUGUCCUUCUCCACCGCGCUCUACGGGGAAAGCGACCUCUAAGGGCCGGGCCGGGCAGAGGCUGGGGGUAGAGGGAGACCAAGGGGCCACACAGAGCAGUCUGCACCCCUCCUCAGUUUUGGCUUAGCCUGCUGUGAUUGGGUGGUGUGGAGACCAGGGGGGCGGGGGGGGGGGGGGGAGAGUGUGUAGAGCCAUUGGCUGGUGGUUUAGCUCAUUUGCAUAUUGGGUGUGCAGAGGCCUGCAGCAGGUGUAGAAUCCUGGGAAAUGGAUGCCGACUGCUCUACGCCGUGAGUCCGAUCCGUGCUCCCCUACCUCUUAAAGGAGGGAACAGGCUAUACUGAUGCUACUUUUUUGUUUUCGUUUUAUUUUAUUUUUUUUGCCGGGUGGGAAGGGGGAGGGGGCGGGGUCAUCAAAGGGGCGGGGCAUAUAGAGAAGUGCGCAGUAAGGAGCACAGAGAGAGCUAUAUAGAAGGAUUGGUUUAAACAGAGAGAAAUAACAUGGAUCCUCUUAACCUAUUUUGCUGGAAAAAAGCGGAACUUGGAUAUCUAACCUCAACUUUUUCUUUCUUUUUUUUUAGUAUUUGCUUUUUCCCUCCAGCAAAUGUGAGUUAACCGGUUCAGCGCUGUACAUACUUAUUUUUCCAAUUUACACAAAAAAAUGAGUACAUUACGGUUGCAGGCCUUUAGAGCUUCAGCAAAAGAGUCCUAUCAAAUCAUGGAAUACGAAAAGCACACUUUCACAAUGAGCCCAGUACCGUAGAUAGGUUUGAGUCCCCAUUUGGACCUUUUCUUUUUUUCCUUUUUUUUUCUUUUUUUUCUUUUAAAGCCUUGUGAGAGUUUCAAAAAAAUGUCAUUGAACAAUGUCAUAAUUGAGAAGAAGAAGAAAAAACCUCUGUCAAGUGAAUCCAACUGAAAUAGCGAAUUGUGAAAUCAGAGGAGUACUAACAAUGUGCCUGUGUGUUUUUUGGGGCUUACAAACCCUGCUUAUUUCUCAUCCUUCUCUGUGUCUCCAUCUCUCUGUCACGUAAGUGGAGUGUGUGUGGCUGCAAAAGGGGAAAACAGAUUCUUAUUAAACAUUCCAUUAUGUCUUAAUAAUAUAAGGAAAUUACUGUCUGAUCUAUGCAAUCGAUUUUCAGUUCAUAGUCUAUAUAUAUUCUAUUCUAUCACCGGAAAAUAUGGGGGGGAAAAAUACAGUGGGGGAAAUUGAAACUUCAGCUUAGAAAUGGAGUAAAUGAGAUGCUUUGAAAUGAAUGUGUGAUGUUUUAUGAAUGGGGAGUUAAGGGGGGAGGGGAUGGGGGAAGCUCUUGGGAGAGGGACCCAAAAUGAGAAUACUUGGACCAAAAGCUUGUUCUCUUUUUCCGCAAGGUUACAAAGUAUUGAACUUUGGAAUUGUUUUUUUUUGUACUCUUUAUAAUAUCAAACCUUAUCUGCUGUACUGGCAACUACAAAACAGCCUUCUGUCUCUUAAUGAAAAUGAAUUUCACGUGCACACAUAAAAUUUCCUUAUAAAACAUUA